ACUUGGCUGGGACGGGGAGGGAGGGGUCGGGAGCCACAGAGCCUCAGGCUUCCGCCAGGCCCCAGGUUCUUGGGAGCUCCGCGGGUCCCGGCCCAGGUAUCCAGAAAUUAUUCCAAAGGACGCAGGGCAGGUGGAUGACUUAAUUGGCCUGUGGCUGACCUGUGCCCACUCUGAGCUCCCCCUGAACUAAUCAGAGCCUUGUCAGCGACGCACCACCACACCCACUAAGGGGCACUUAAGACAGAGGAAGCUGGAGUCCGGGGACUCUUAAGACCAAGGCUGGGCCUGGCCCAGGUGACAAACAGGAAGUGCUCAGGCAUCCAGGAGACACACCUGGCUUUCAGAUGAGGAAGACUGGGGCCUGUUGGAAGUACAAAGCACAGCCCCUGCACCCUCUGCCCCUGAGAGCUCCAUGCAGGUGCCACAGGAUGGAGAGGACUUUGCUGGCCAACCCUGGUACCACGGCCCACUGUCCCGCCAGAAGGCUGAGGCCCUUCUCCAGCAAGAUGGUGACUUCUUAGUUCGUGCAUCUAAGUCCCGUGGGGGCCACCCUGUGAUCUCCUGCCGUUGGCGGAGCUCAGUCCUACACUUCGAGGUGUUCCGUGUGGCCCUGCGCCCCCGGCCAGGCCGGCCCACAGCCCUCUUUCAGCUAGAGGAUGAGCGUUUCCCAAGCCUGCCUGCCCUGGUUCGCAGCUAUGUGACCGGCCAGCGUACACUGUCCCAGGCCACGGGAGCUGUGGCAUCCAGGCCAGUGACGCGGCAAGGACCUAUUCGACGCAGCUUUAGUGAAGACACCCUUCCAGACGGCCCGGCUUGGACAGAGCCACUCAGGGGUAGGAAGCGGAGUGACAGUCAGCCCGCAGGCUUGGAGCAUAUGGGGCAGCCAACAGAAGACCACCCUGGUUCAGGAGCUUCCACUAUGCCUGCAUCUGCCCUGCCUCGGACAGGUAGUGACUCCGUGUUGCUAAAGGUGCCCGUUCCCCUGGGGUCCAUUGCUGACAGCCUCAGGGCCUCUGAUGGGCAGCUUCAUGCCAAGGCACCAACCAAGCCACCUCGAACAUCCUCACUGAUGCUGCCUGAUGCCUCUGGACGCCCCCCAACGUACUGUGAGCUGGUGCCCCGAGUGCCCAGGGUCCAGGGAACACCUGCUGGCCACAGCUGCCCAGAGCCAGAGGCGCCAUGGUGGGAGGCUGAGGAGGAGGACAGAUGUUUUGCAAGACCGCAGGCAGAGGUCUCUUUCUGCCCACCUGACAACCCCUUCGGCCUGCUGGGCUCCCAGAAUCGGCCUCUGGAAACCGAAGUCCUGCAUACUCUCCAUGGCCUGUUCCUGGAGCACCAUCCUGGGAGCACCGCUCUCCACCUGCUAUUGGUGGAUUGUCAGGCGACUGGCCUCCUGGGAGUGACCAAGGCUCAGUGGGGCGCCAUGGGGGUCGCCUCUGGUCUGGAGCUGCUCACACUUCCCCAUGGGCAUCGCUUGAGGUUGGAACUGCUGGAGAGGCUCGAGACGCUGGCACUGGCGGGGGCGCUGGCAGUGCUGGGCUGCGCAGGGCCGCUGGAGGAGCGCGCGGCCGCCCUGAGGGGCCUGGUGGAGCUGGCCCUGGCGCUGCGGCCAGGGGCAGCGGGAGACCUGCCCGGACUGGCCGCGGUCAUGGGCGCCUUGCUCAUGCCCCAGGUGUCGCGGUUGGAACGCACGUGGCGCCAGCUGCGAAGGAGCCACACCGAGGCUGCGCUGGCCUUCGAGCAGGAGCUGAAGCCACUGAUGCGGGCGCUGGAUGAGGGCGCCGGACCCUGCGACCCGGGGGAGGUGGCGCUGCCGCACGUGGCGCCCGCGGUGCGCCUGCUGGAGGGCGAGGAACUCCCCGGGCCCCUGGACGAGAGCUGCGAGCGGCUGCUGCGCACCCUGCACCGGGCGCGUCUGCUGGCCCGGGACGCGCCCAGAUUCCGCGAGGCGGCGGCUCGGCGCCUGCGAGGCACAACCCCUAAAGUGGGUCCCCCAGGAUCUCGCCCCAGGAACAGACUGCCCCGGUGCACCCACCGAGCCCCUCAGCCACCCCACCCCCACUGCUGCAGACUCAGGAGCUCCCUCCCGGCUAACCCUACCCAGUUGUCCAGGAUUCCGGCCCCACCCGGAGCUGAGAGAGGCCCUGACCACUGGUUUCUUGAGGAGGCUGCUCUGGGGGAGCCAAGGAGCUGGGGCGCCGUGGGCCACACGUCUUGAGAAGUUCCAGCGCGUCCUCACCGUCCUGUCGCAGCGCCUGGAGCCUGACCAUUGAGAGCACAGACCGCCCCCCCCAUCUUCACGCUGGGAUACCAAGGCUUCCAUGGAGACCAAGGAAGCCGCCCAAGCUUCCUCACACAGCCAAAUGCAGUGGGGACCUGCACCCUGCCUCACAGGAGGGGACCUGGUUUGCAAGAACCCACACUGUGCCCUAAAAAGGCACACUGAUCCUGGCGGAGGGCAGCCUCCUCCCCACACUAGAAGACCCAGAUGUCUGGAGGCUCUGGCCGCCCUCUCCCACAUGCCCCCUCGCAUAUCCCACAAAGGGUGAACGUGUGGCUUUUAAUGUUAAAGAGAACUUGCAGAUCUGUAAGAGGCCUGAGUUCAAAUAUGUUUUAAAAGCUGUGUGACUGGGCCUCCCUGGUGGCGCAGUGGUUGAGA
Delphinapterus leucas (beluga whale) is the source of this 2659-nucleotide messenger RNA. The record is from RefSeq and is a predicted model, not a curated record. NCBI's taxonomy places the organism in Eukaryota, Metazoa, Chordata, Mammalia, Artiodactyla, Monodontidae.